GUUCUCAUCACUUCAUAACAUUAAAGUUGAACCACUGUAGCCACAUGAACUGUUUUAAACAUGUUUUUAGUAGCUUUCUGGGCAUCUGAUAGCGUUGAUUAUCUUGCUGUCAAGAGAGGCCUCACUGAGCCAUCAGAUUUGAUCAAAAAUAUCUUAAUUUGUGUUCCAAAGAUGAACAAAGGUCUUACGGGAGUGGAUCUACUUAAUGACAGAUAUUUUUUUCAGGGCAAACUAACCCUAUAUGGCACUUUACAUUUUUAGAGGCUGUAUAAACUAUUAUUAAAAUUGACUAACAGAUAGUCUGUUCUCUAUUCAUUUAAUAUUAUUUCUAAAUACAUCAAUUAUGUUAGAAGACAGCUCAGGAGAAAGCGAGAAUGAACCUGAGGGACAAGACAGAUCAGGAGGAAGAGAGAACGAACCUGAGGGAGAAGACAGCUCAGGAGAAAGAGAGGACGAACCUGAGGGACAAGAAAAUCAGGAGAAAGAGAGGACGAACCUGAGGGACAAGAUAGAUCAGGAGAAAGAGAGGACGAACCUGAGGGACAAGACAGAUCAGGAGAAAGAGAGGACGAACCUGAGGGACAAGAUAGAUCAGGAGAAAGAGAGGACGAACCUGAGGGACAAGACAGAUCAGGAGAAAGAGAGGAUGAACCUGAGGGACAAGAUAGAUCAGGAGAAAGAGAGGACGAACCUGAGGGACAAGACAGAUCAGGAGAAAGAGAGGACGAACCUGAGGGAGAAGACAGAUCAGGAGGAAGAGAGGACGAACCUGAGGGACAAGACAGAUCAGGAGGAAGAGAGGACGAACCUGAGGGACAAGACAGAUCAGGAGAAAGAGAGGACGAACCUGAGGGACAAGACAGAUCAGGAGAAAGAGAGGACGAACCUGAGGGACAAGACAGAUCAGGAGAAAGAGAGGACGAACCUGAGGGACAAGACAGAUCAGGAGAAAGAGAGGACGAACCUGAGGGACAAGACAGAUCAGGAGGAAGAGAGGACGAACCUGAGGGAGAAGACAGAUCAGGAGGAAGAGAGGACGAACCUGAGGGAGAAGACAGAUCAGGAGGAAGAGAGAACGAACCUGAGGGAGAAGACAGAUCAGGAGGAAGAGAGGACGAACCUGAGGGAGAAGACAGCUCAGGAGAAAGAGAGGACGAACCUGAGGGACAAGAUAGAUCAGGAGAAAGAGAGAACGAACCUGAGGGAGAAGACAGAUCAGGAGGAAGAGAGGACGAACCUGAGGGAGAAGACAGCUCAGGAGAAAGAGAGGACGAACCUGAGGGAGAAGACCGAUCAGGAGGAAGAGAGAACGAACCUGAGGGAGAAGACAGCUCAGGAGAAAGAGAGGACGAACCUGAGGGACAAGACAGCUCAGGAGGAAGAGAGAACGAACCUGAGGGAGAAGACAGCUCAGGAGGAAGCAAACAAAAUGAAGGAAUUCAGGAAGAAAGCAGCUCGGGACUUAACCAAGUUCAAGGGGGAUUCCUGGUGGAAAGUGUUUUAAAAGUUUCAGACUCUCAUCAAGCAAAAAUAUACCUGGUCACAUUGGAUGAACUACAGAGGAGGUGCUCUCCUCCAGAGAGUUACUCAGCAAACACUGUUGUGGCUUAUCUACGGAAGGCCAAGGGACAAAAAACGAAAAUCACAGAGAAGUUGGCAGAGUUGGAGGUGAAUCCCUC
This is a messenger RNA of Carassius gibelio (silver crucian carp), 1679 nucleotides long. RefSeq names its product trichohyalin-like. The record is from RefSeq and is a predicted model, not a curated record. NCBI's taxonomy places the organism in Eukaryota, Metazoa, Chordata, Actinopteri, Cypriniformes, Cyprinidae. Bases 344 to 1504 code for a protein of 386 amino acids. The transcript is spliced from 5 exons.